CCGCCACCGCAUCAUCAGUCCGCGUCGGAGAGCUGCCUGCGACGCUUGUCUGCGAGCUCGAUCCCUCAGAUACGCUGCUGGUUUACGGCGUGCCGUAACACGACACGUUUGGAGGGACCGCCGCUGCUACGCGUGUGCCUAGUGCUCUGUGAACAUUGGAUUUUGUGCUACUAGUGUUGUGACGAUGUACAUGUGCUGAAUUCUGCGGUUUAUGUCUUCUUAGGAUUUGACGACGCAACUAGUUCCGGAUCAGCUCAGCCGAUUGUCGUAAUGAAAGUUGUCAGCCUACAACUGCCGUCGGGGCCAAGCAUGGAGCGGCUGCCGCUGCCAUUCAGCCCGACAGAGUUACUGUGGCGGUACCCACUGCCUUGGGCACCGCCGCCUCCUUCUCCUCUGGGCGACACAAAGGCACAGCUCCCAGCUGGCUUACCUCCAGAACCAAGAUUAUGGACAAGAGAGGAUGUUGCAGUUUUCCUUAAAUGGUGCGAAAGAGAAUUCGACUUGCCCAAUUUUGAUAUGGAUUUAUUUCAAAUGAAUGGAAAGGCAUUAUGCCUCUUGACGAAAACGGACUUGGGAGAGCGGUGCCCGGGCGCUGGCGAUGUGUUGCAUAAUGUUCUGCAAAUGUUAGUUCGAGAUGCAGCACUUUUAGGAAGAGUGCCUUCAUCGCCCGUAACGCCAACAGCGCGCGCUGCCCCUUACCCGCCAUCACCACACUCGCACCCACCUACGCCUACAUGGGCAGUUGACGGAUUCCACCAUUUCCAUAGCGCAGCAGCAGCUGCUGCGCAGCCUAACUCUGUCACUUUAAGUCCUGCACCAUCAGUAGACAGUUCUGGAAGUCCACAACGUGGUGAAGCAGUUAGCUAUGGACCGACAUAUGCACCCUCUGUUACUGCACCAACUCAAGCGGCUAGCUCCGGAAGUAAUCAUUCCGAUUCGGACGAAGAAGCACAAUUUGCGCCGCCUCCACGCUCUCCUAAAGAUGCUCCUCUAGUGAGCCCAGCGCCGCAAAAUCAUCCAGCGCAGCAUUCUCAUUAUCGUACUCAACAUCGGGAAUUUUUCCCAAAUGAUAUGCCUGAAUCAAAUACAAAUGGAAGACUAUUAUGGGACUUUCUACAACAAUUACUAAAUGACCCGACACAGAGAUAUACUAAUUAUAUCGCAUGGAAGAACCGAGAAACAGGAGUUUUUAAGAUCGUAGAUCCAGCAGGAUUGGCUAAGCUUUGGGGUAUCCAGAAAAAUCAUCUUUCGAUGAAUUACGACAAGAUGUCACGUGCUCUUAGAUACUACUACCGUGUCAACAUUUUACGGAAAGUUCAAGGAGAGAGACAUUGCUACCAGUUCUUGAGAAAUCCUACAGAAUUAAAGAACAUCAAGAACAUCUCGUUAUUGCGGCAACAAAUGAGCCCCACUAGAGUAGUGCCGCAGCCCAUGGUGAAAACAGAGCUGAAGGAAGAGCGUUGCGAAGACGAAACUAUAGACGAGGACAUGCCUACCGACCUGAGCAUGGCGACGUCGGAGCCAUGGAGGAAGCGCGCGCGCGUCGACCCCGGUGCGGUGCCCUCGCCACAUGACAAACACCGCAUUAGUGCACUCAUUGGUGACAACAUGAUGCUCAAACGUGAAUCUGACUACAGUGGUGAUCAUUACGCACUCAACCUCAAAAGUGAAAAAUGUGAACAAUGAUGGAAUUCAAUAUGAAAUAACGCGGGACACUUUUAGUGCAGAGCGAUCAUAGACUUUAUGUGAACUAGCUCCACCAAUAAAAUUCUAGUCAAAUUCCUCUCAGGAAGGAUUACUAUUGUCUUCCUAAAUGUGUAAAAAAAUCUGAGGACUGAGAGUACUUUGACAGAUUUAUAAUGGUCUCUGGAGUUAAACAGGGUAUGGACCUUUAACGAUGCCUUUGUGCCAAGUGAUUUUAUCUAAUAGCGUCAAUUACAUGAAUAGUUAGCAAAACAGAAAAGAGUUUAUGUGUGUUGAAGUCAUAGAAACUAUAUUAAAACAGUGCAAUGGAACAUUCAACUGCUGACUAAUUGCAGUGUCAGCCGUUAUUGUUGCCAAAAGAAGUAUAUCACAAUGUGCGUGUCUGCCACGCGCUCAUUAAUGCAUUUUGUAAUUUAAUUAGCUAUAUAGUAUGUUUAAUAUUUGUAAUUUGCUAAAAAAGAGCGCAUAAUGAUGGAAUAAAUAAUUAUUAUUCUAUCUCAACAAAAGCUAAAAUUGUAUCAUCAUUUAAGUAACAUUGUCUUCCAUUGAUUCAUUUUGGCAAAACCAUUUCAAUUGUAGCAAAGAGAUUAAAAACUAUAUCUACCACAUGGAAUCUAUUGCCGAGGACCAUAAAUACUUAAGAACAAAAUACAGUGAAUUUAAUCUGGCAGCUAUUAAAAAUUAACUAUCUAUUUAGAAAAAAAUAAUGGUACCUUGUUAAGAGACAAUAACUAUUAACUGUUACAAAAAUAUAUUUGCCUUUAAAGUCAAAAAGAAUAUAAGUAUAUCCACUGUGAUAAAAAUAAAGUGGUAGAAGUAUAGAGUAUGCUAGGGCUUUUACUCAAAGAUUUCCAGCUACAAUUUUCUGUGAUCUCUUUUAUCAAUGUAGGUAAAUGUCAUAGAGAAUAAAAUAAAAAGUAUGUUUUUGUAAAUAAUAGAAUUUAAGAAUAAAUAAGUUAGGUUAAAUAAAACAGACUGUAAAGAGAGUGUAUGUAUGAUUUGUAAAACAAAGUGGAGCUUUAUCAAAGUACCUAGUAAUUAGUAAGUACUAUUGCAACUGAGUUUGUAUUUUUACAAUUAUUUCUAUGUUGACAUAUGUGUGUCAUUAUUUCCAAUAUAUUGUACACAAUAUAAACAUAAUGUUUUACAUUAAAUAUUGUGUCUGAAUUAUCAUAAUUUAAAAUAAAAGAAAAGUAAUGUUAUCCAA
Molecule: messenger RNA, 2911 nt
Organism: Plodia interpunctella (Indianmeal moth)
Lineage: Eukaryota; Metazoa; Arthropoda; Insecta; Lepidoptera; Pyralidae
Gene: aop
Product: anterior open
Exons: 5
Coding region: 271-1686 (471 amino acids)
Biological process (GO): regulation of transcription by RNA polymerase II; cell differentiation
Cellular component (GO): nucleus
Molecular function (GO): sequence-specific DNA binding; DNA-binding transcription factor activity, RNA polymerase II-specific
Source: RefSeq, a predicted model, not a curated record